Messenger RNA from Panthera uncia (snow leopard), 5413 nucleotides. It is a transcript of the gene LMO7, whose product is annotated as LIM domain 7. NCBI's taxonomy places the organism in Eukaryota, Metazoa, Chordata, Mammalia, Carnivora, Felidae. The coding region runs from base 1 to 4698 and encodes 1565 amino acids. The record is from RefSeq and is a predicted model, not a curated record. Gene Ontology annotation, molecular function: protein binding. The transcript is spliced from 28 exons. Gene Ontology annotation, biological process: regulation of cell adhesion; regulation of signaling.
AUGAACGUUAGGCUUCUCCUGGGUCCUGUAGUAUGGUUUCCCUGUCUGUCAAGAGCCAGCUCAGCAACCAAACCCAGAUUCCAGGAUAAUAUAAACGUUUUUUUGAAAGCUUGUGAACAGAUUGGAUUGAAAGAAGCCCAGCUUUUCCAUCCUGGGGAUCUACAGGAUUUAUCAAACCGAGUCACUGUCAGGCAAGAAGAGACUGAUAGGAGAGUGAAAAAUGUUUUGAUAACACUGUACUGGUUGGGAAGAAAAGCACAAAGUAACCCCUACUAUAAUGGACCCUAUCUUAAUUUGAAAGCAUUUGAGAAUCUUUUAGGACAAGCUCUGACUAAGGCUCUUGAAGACUCCAGGUGCCUGAAAAGGAGUGGCAGGGACAGUGGUUACGGUGAUAUCUGGUGUGCUGAACGUGGAGAAUUUCCUACUCCUCCAGGCAACCAUAAGAGAGAAGACUCGUUUGAAAGCUUGGACUCUUUGGGGUCUAGGUCAUUCACAAGCUGCUCCUCUGAUAUCACGCUGAGAGGGGGACGUGAGGGUUGCGAAAGCGACACAGAUUCUGAAUUUCCAUCCAAGAUGCAGGAUUAUAAUAAAGACGAUAUGUCCUAUCGAAGGAUUUCAGCUAUUGAACCAAAAUCUGCUUUACCAUUCAAUCGUUUUUUACCCAACAAAAGUAGACAGCCAUCCUAUGUGCCAGCGCCGUUGAGGAAGAAAAAGCCGGACAAAUACGAGGAUAACAGAAGAAGUUGGGCAAGCCCGGUCUAUACAGAAGCGGAUGGAACAUUUCCAAGUAAUGAGAGGAGAACUUGGGGUACCAAUGUGGAGAAUUGGCCAACAGUACAAGAAACUUCAAACUCCUCUUGUUACUUGGAAGAGAAAGAAGCAAAGACAAGUACACCCAACACCGUAAAGGAUGAUCUUUAUGUGCGAAAGCUAAGUCCAAUCAUGCCAAACCCAGGGCAUGCUUUUGAUCAGUUUCUUCCCAAAUGUUGGAUCCCAGAAGAUGUGAACUGGAAAAGAAUAAAAAGAGAAACUUACAAACCAUGGUAUAAAGAAUUUCAGGGAUUCAGUCAGUUUUUAUUACUUCAGGCCCUCCAAACAUAUUCUGAUGACAUCUUGUCUUCUGAAACAAAUACCAAAAUUGAUCCCACUGCCGGCCCCAGGCUCAUAACACGCAGAAAGAAUCUCUUUUCUGCACCAGGGUAUAAAAGAGAUGACCUCGAGAUGUCAACCCUAGACCCUGAUUUAGAGAAUGAUGAUUUCUUUGUCAGAAAGACUGGCGCUUUCCAUGCAAAUCCGUAUGUUCUCCGGGCUUUCGAAGAUCUUAGAAGGUUUUCUGAGCAAGAUGAUCCUGUCGAGCGAGAUAUAAUUCUGCAGUGUAGAGAAGGUGAACUUGUACUUCCGGAUCUAGAAAAAGAUGAUAUGGUUGUUCGCCGACUUCCAGCACAGAAAAAAGAGGUGCCUCUGUCAGGGGCCCCAGACAGAUACCAGCCAGUUCCUUUCCCUGAACCCUGGACUCUUCCUCCAGAAAUUCAAGCCAAGUUUCUGUGUGUACUUGAAAGAACACGCCCAUCCAAAGAAAAAAGAAAGAGCUGUAGAGUGUUAGUGCCUUCCUACCGGCAGAAGAAAGAUGACCUGUUGACUCGCAAGAUCCAGUCCUGGCAGCUGGGGACGACCGUGCCUCCCGUCAGCUUCAUCCCUGGCCCCUGCAGCGAGGCAGACCUGCAGAGGUGGGAAGCCAUCCGGGAGGCCAGCAGACUUAGGCACAAGAAACGGCUCAUGGUCGAGAGACUCUUUCAAAAGAUUUAUGGUGAGAAUGGGAGCAAGUCCAUGAGUGAUGUCAGCGCAGACGAUGUUCAGAACUUGCGUCAGCUGCGUUAUGAGGAGAUGCAGAAAAUAAAAUCACAAUUAAAAGAACAAGAUCAGAAAUGGCAAGAUGACCUUGCAAAAUGGAAAGAUCGUCGAAAAAGCUACACUUCAGAUCUGCAGAAGAAAAAAGAAGAGAGGGAAGAAAUUGAAAAGCAGGCACUUGAGAAGUCUGAGAGAAGCUCUAAGACAUUUAAGGAAAUGCUGCAGGACAGGGAAUCCCGAAAUCAAACAUCUGCAGUUGUAUCAAGAAGGAGGUUGCAUUCUUCUGAUGAUAUCUUGCAUGAAGAAAAGCUUUCCCCUAGACUGACCACGUCAGAAGCAAGUUACCAGAGUGAAAGAGUAGAAGAGAAGGAAACAACGUAUUCUGCAGAAGUUCCUAAGCAAGAUUCUACAACUUUUGCAAAAAGAGAGGACGCUGCAGCAGCUGAAAUUCAGCUUUCUUCUCAGAGCCCCAUGGAAGAACAACACCCAGACCCUUUGUCUUCUCAGCAUUCACCGAGUACACAAACCGAGUCGACUCGAAUUUCAGCCUCUCUCCCCAGAAGUUACCAGAAAACUGAUACAGCCAGGUUAACAUCUGUGGUCAUGCCUAGACCUUUUGGCUCUCAGGCAAGGGGAAUCUCAUCACUCCCGAGAUCCUACACGAUGGAUGAUGGCUGGAAGUAUAACGGAGAUGUCGAAUAUGUGAAGAGAACUCAGAGCAGUUUGGUCAGCACCUCUGUGCACAAACCUGACACGAGCCAGCUUGCUACCAGCAAGUCCAGUGAGAGAGAGGGAGUAGCGGUGGGAGAAGGUGUGAUGCAGCUGCCCUCUCCUACCCUCUCCUUCUCAUCGCUUUCCCAGGAAGAGGCUGCCACUUCUAAAGCCACACUGUCUUCACCAUCUGGCCCUGACUUAAUGUCUGAGCUUGGAGAAGGGGGAAGCUCACCACAGACAGAGGUCUCCAGAUCCUCACAGGAUCAGUUCAGUGAUAUGAGAAUCAGCAUACACCAGACGCCUGGGAGCGGUCUUGACUUUGGGUUUACAGUAAAAUGGGUGUUUUCUGGGAUCUUCGUUGCGUCAAUUGAAGCAGGUAGCCCAGCAGAAUUUUCUCAGCUGCAGGUAGAUGAUGAAAUUAUUGCUGUUAACAACACCAAGUUUUCAUAUAAGGACACAAAAGAGUGGGAGGCGACCAUGGCUAAUGCUCAAGAAACUGGAAACCUAGUAAUGGAUAUCAGGCGCUAUGGAAAGUCUGGUUCACCUGAAACAAAGUGGAUUGAUACAACUUCUGGAAUUUACAACUCAGACAAAUCUUCAAAUCUGUCAGUAACGACUGAUUUCUCAGAAAGCCUCCAGCAUUCUAAUACUGAAUCCAAGGAAAUAAAUGGAAUUCGUGAUGAAAGUAAUACUUUUGAAUCAAAAGCAUCUGAACCUAUUUCUUUGAAAAACUUAAAAAGGCGAUCACAAUUUUUUGAACAAGGAAGCUCCGAUUCUGUGGUUCCUGAUCUUCCAGUUCCAACCCUCAGUGCCCCGAGUCGCUGGGCAUGGGAUCAAGAGGAGGAGCGGAAGCGGCAGGAGCGGUGGCAGAAGGAGCAGGACCGCCUUCUGCAGGAAAAAUAUCAACGUGAGCAGGAGAAACUCAGGGAAGAGUGGCAAAGGGCUAAGCAGGAAGCUGAGAGAGAGAAUUACAAGUACCUGAAUGAGGAGCUGAUGGUCCUGAACUCAAACAGCAUUUCUCUGACUGCACGGGAGCCUGCCGUUGCCAGCUGGGAAGCCACCUGGGGUGAGGGGUCCAAGUCCUCCGACCGGGAAGGAACCCGAGCAGGAGAAGAGGAGAGGAGCCAGCAGCAAAAGGAGGGUGCGGACGAGGACCAGAGAAAGAAGCUGCAGGAGCAACUAACUCUUGAGAAAGAGAGGACACCGGAGGAGCCACAGUAUCAGGAAGGGCAGGAGCAGAAGAGGCAUCCGGCGGAGGCCGAGGAGCGCAAGCACCAGGCAGAGAGAGAGAGGGAAACUUCAGUCAGAAUAUACCAGUAUAGAAGGCCAAUUGAUUCCUAUGAUCUACCAAAGAGAGAGGAAAAAUCCCCAGGGUUGCUUCCUAGUGACAGGAAUAAAUCCAGAUCCACUACUGAACUGGAUGAUUACCCUACAAAUAAAAAUGGAAGCAGUAAAUAUUUAGACCGAAUUGGGAGCACUAGCUCAUCACAGAGGAGCUCCAAGAAGGAACAGGUGCCGUCAGAAGCAGAGUUAGAGAGACAGCAAAUCCUUCAAGAAAUGAGGAAGAGAACAUCUCUUCACAAUGACAACAGCUGGAUCCGACAGCGCAGUUCCAGUGUCAACAAGGAGCCCAUUUGUCUGCCUGGGAUUAUGAGAAGAGGUGAAUCUCUAGAUAACCUGGAUUCCCCAAGAUCCAAUUCCUGGAAACCAUCCCCUUGGCUCAAUCAGUCUUCAGGAGUCCAUGCUUCCUCCUCCGUUCAAGACUUCAGUCGCCCACCACCUCAGCUGGUGUCCACGUCAAACCGUGCCUACAUGCGGAAUCCAUCCUCCAGCGUUCCCCCUCCUUCCACUGGUUCUGUGAAGACCACCACCACGCCUUCUCCCACACCACGCAGCCAUUCUCCUUCAGCAUCACAGCUGGGCUCCCAGCUACGCAACAGUGCAUUGCCUGUGAGUGUGACCUCGGAGGCUCCUCCUCAGGAGCUGAAGUCAGAAUCAGAAACCACCAACUGUACUGCAAUGACUGCUAUCUCAGAUACAAAUCUGGACGGCCAACCGCCAUGUGAUGUAAGCCUCCCUGCGAAAGCACUGUUGCAGAUAGAAGAAGAGGUGGUUGCUGCUGAUGUAGAUCUAUAAAUACAUGUUGGAUUUCUUUUGUGCUCUUUUUUAAAAAGGAUAACACUUUUUUUUUUUUUUUUUUUUUUUUUUGCCUCUCUAGAUUACAUCAGAGCAUUAUAGUCUUGGUAGAACGUGUAUUUUGUUGUUGUUGUUUAUUUAUAAGAAGGUAAUUCUGUAUGGGGGGAAAAGUGCAGUAUUUACUUUUUGAAGUCAGCAUCUUAAAAAGCACAAGGGAAAAAUAAGAACUUCAAAAUAUUUUUGGCGCUGAUAAUGAUCUAGUUUGACUUUCUAGUGGUGUUUUGAAGAGGGUUAUUUUAUUGUUUCUUUUUUAAAAAGGUUCUGAAACAUUAUUUGAAAUAGUUAAUAUAAAUAUAUGAUUGCAUUUGCUGUUUAUUGUAAUGUAUACUAAAUUAAUACAGAACCGUAUAGAAAAUGUCACUAAAAUCUACCCACAAAUUUGCCUUCUGUAUCCUUCUUUUCAUCUAUGUAAUAUUGUGCUUUUUUUUUUUUAAGAAAAACUUUUAGCAUACGUGACAUUUUAUUUGCUUGAUGAAGAGAUCUCUAUUUUCUUCAGAAUUGUCGCUAAGCAGUUCUCAAUAGAAAGCUGCUGUUUUUCAUUAAUACAAAAUCAUCAGGGUUUGUAUACCAAAAGUUCUCUCUAGGAACUAACAAGCCUUUCUGUUCAUUGCAUUUGUAAAUAAACUUGCUGUUGCAUUAAGGAAUGGUUCUCCUU